Messenger RNA from Trichomonas vaginalis G3, 741 nucleotides. RefSeq names its product spectrin binding. The record is from RefSeq and is a predicted model, not a curated record. Bases 1 to 741 code for a protein of 246 amino acids. NCBI's taxonomy places the organism in Eukaryota, Parabasalia, Trichomonadida, Trichomonadidae. Gene Ontology annotation, cellular component: nucleus; cytoplasm. The transcript has a single exon. Gene Ontology annotation, molecular function: protein binding.
AUGCAAAGAACACAAUUACAACCAAUGCUUUCCAAAGGUGCUGAUGUAAACACUGUUGAUAGAACAGGAUGGAACGCAUUGAUGAUUGCCGCUGAAAAUAAUAACAUUGAACUUGUAAAUAAACUUGCAAGUCUUGGUGUUGAUGUCAAUAAAAAGAAUCCUGAUGGAGAAAAUGCUUUACACAUCGCAUGCGGAAAUAAUUGCAAUGAUGUUAUUGAGAAAUUAAUAUCUCUGGGAUCAGAUAUGAAUAGUCAGAAUUUGAAGCAAGGUGUUACUCCUGUUAUGAUGGCAUCAACUAAUUCUUCCUCAUACAUUUUGAAUUUGUUACUUGAACAUGGUGCUGAUUUCAACAAAACAAGUUUUUACGGAAUGACUGCUUUGCAUUUCUGCGCAACAUACAAUUCUGUUGAUGCUGCAAAGUUGUUAUUAAGUAAAGGAGCAAAGAUUGAUGCCGUUGACAAUUUUGGAAGGACUCCUCUUGUUGUUGCCGUCAGUAAUUAUCCAAUCGCCAAAUUCCUUAUUGAUAAUGGAGCGAACAUCAAUUACAAAAUGCCUUCGGACGGAUCAACUGUUCUGAUGGUUGCAAUUGCUGAAGAAUCGGAAGAACUUGUUCGUUACCUCGUUGACAAAAGUGCAAAUCUCAAGGCAAAAACAAAACAAGGUCAAUCAGUAAUGAAUUUUGCAUCCCAUUGCAAAUCUCAAAGUAUCAAACAGUAUUUAAUGAGUCAUGGAGCUAAAUGA